UUUUACUCGUUAUAAAAAUACUGAAUGGAAGACCAAUAUUUUCGAGUUCGUUCGACGAAACGAAACCAUAGCCUCCUCCUCACAGACAAAAUGUUUACUUAUGUUAACGUUAAUCAAUAUUUAUAAAGCACUAAAAGUUGACAAUAAUAUGCGAAAAUGCUAGUAUACAUUUUGAUCUAAUCACUGAAAAGUGAUUAUUUUUAUCUGGCAUAAUCAUUCGCUUAUUUACUUCAAUCAUCAAAGUUGCGCGCGAGCCGCAAUCAUCAAUUCUCAAUAUCAAGAAUAUUUUUUAUAGAACGUGCCGACUUUAAGAACACUGAAAUUACUUCCAUUGUAUUCCGUUUUGCUGUUAUCGUUGUUUCCUCGUUUGAUUUUACGUGAUGGCAUGAAAUACUUUGUUUUCUCUAGGUAGUGAUGGAACAAGGAAACAAUUCAUCAGCGGGAAUACCAAUCCAACAAUGCGCAAAAUGCGAAUACACUCAGACUGAGCAACACAUUAUCUCUGUCGCAUUCUUCGUUGUCAUGGCAGCCUCACUUCUUGGAAACUGCCUUGUCUGCUAUCUCAUUUUGUUCCAGGAACACCUUCGUAAAAUGGCCAACCUUUCUACUCUGAACCUAGCGAUAUCUGACCUGCUGAUAACUUCCAUCUGCCUCCCGAUUCAAACCAUACACGUGUACCUAGCGAAGGAGUGGAUUUUUGGCUCAGCAAUGUGUAAAGUCAGCCCUUUUUUUAUGAAAGCAGCAUCAACAUCUUCUAUUCUCAACAUUUUUGUGAGCUCUUUGGAAAAAUUCCUUGUGGUGUGUUUUCCACUUUGUUUUCAGAGAAUCAAGAAGUAUUUUAGCCUUAAUAUGCUAGCAGUAUGGGUUUUAUCUUUCGCUCUCCCAAUACCGUCGAUCAUCUACAAACGGCUGGAUUAUUUUCCUGCAUACAAGAAAAUGCUUUGUUGGUCUGCUUAUCCCGAAGGCAUGGAAUCUAAUUUGUACGUCUUCCGAGUAAUCAUGUUCAUCGGUCCCCUUCUAGUGACAAUGCUUCUUCUUGGAAUCACUAUCAAUCAGUUGAAAAGAGAUAACCCGAAUUUCUGCGCGGAUUUCCGAAAUUCUCGCGCCAUGCGCAAUAUCCGUGUUAGUCGGCGCAAGGCAGCUAACGUGCUCCUUGCCAAUGGCGUUUCAUUUCUUCUUUGCUGGUCGCCGUUGUAUUUCACUCAUUUCUUGAGGGGGAGCAUAUUCAACGAAGAAACAGAGGAUGUUAUCCGGAUCCGGAAUAUAACCCACACGGUGGAAACUAUGUUGUUUUUCGCGUGUACCCUCGCGCAUCCAGUAAUCUUUUUUUCUAUGACUCCGAAUGGACAGCACUUUUGUAGAAAACUAUUCAAGUGUAAACGUCAAAAGGAAAAUAUUUCAAAUAACAUGAUACAGCUACAGAACCUUGAUAAGAAAUUAUUGUCACCUUCAAUGGAUGAAGACGAGAAAACGUAAAAUGCGCAACAUCUGUGUGAGCCUUAUUGCCACUAGCAAUGCGACGUCGCCCAUCUCGGAAUAAGCGAUCAUUCUAUUGUUUAUGUUACUCGCUCGCAUGUGAAUUAACUUGACUGAAGUGCGCACUCGACGAGAAAAUGUUUCUCAGGGGCCUCGAAAACAUAAGUUGGUCCUCAAUCACGCAGCACGCUGACCCGAAUAAAAUGUGGGUAGACUGUAAGACUAUGUUGACGAAGGUCCUUGAUAAACACGAAGAAAUAAAAAAAAAACAAUUAAAAAAACAAGAUGUCCUAAUGGAUUAAUCCAGAACAUUAAAUAAAAAUGUUUAUAGUCUUAUCUCGCAAUAAUAGAAUACAGAUGUUCUCAGUUAGUGGACUAAGAUAUCAAAGAAUCGCACCAUAGCAUGAACUGUGUAAGAAAACCUAGUUGAAAUAGAAAAAAAUAUAUUUGUGUACCAUA
Messenger RNA from Nematostella vectensis (starlet sea anemone), 1935 nucleotides. RefSeq names its product neuropeptide Y receptor type 1. Gene Ontology annotation, cellular component: membrane. The transcript has a single exon. Gene Ontology annotation, biological process: G protein-coupled receptor signaling pathway. The record is from RefSeq and is a predicted model, not a curated record. Gene Ontology annotation, molecular function: G protein-coupled receptor activity. Bases 415 to 1476 code for a protein of 353 amino acids. Lineage: Eukaryota; Metazoa; Cnidaria; Anthozoa; Actiniaria; Edwardsiidae.